CUCGAAGUCAGCUAUCGUGGGUGUAUGUGCGGCCAUUAUGACCACCCUGGCCAUCGUCGUCCUCACAGCGUGUCGGUGUAUGCGUAGAAAGCCAGGUCGACCCUCCUUCCUGCUAACUCGAGACGCCGAGAAGGCCCAACGUACUUUCUACACCCGUCCCACCGCCAAACCCAUCAGUAGUCCCGAGUUAUCGUCUCCCGAGACCGGCCCAUCCCGGCACCUCCCACCCACUGGGAAGGGUUCGCCUCAUCUCACUCCGACCAAGUGGGGGUCAUCGGGAUUCCCGUCCCCGACCCAGGGGGAGAAACGCCCUCCAAUUAGCACCUUCUUGGGGUCGACAGGUAAACUCGACCCACAGACAUUACACAAAGACUCGUACUCGGAUGGGAGCGACGAGAAGUGUGAGGCGGUGGAUAAUAAGACCCUGGAGAGUAUGGAAGACCGUCCAAAUGUCGGGGUGCUCAACUUCACGGUCGAAUACAGAGUGGACAAGGCAGUGUUCAUGGUCACUAUACACCGAGCCAGCUAUCUUCCUGCCAAGGAUCCCACGACCGGAGCAUCGGACCCCUAUGUCAAGCUGUGCCUGCUCCCCGAGAAGAAGCACAAGGUGAAGACGAGGGUCUUAAGAAAAACACUCAACCCCAUCUAUGAAGAAACCUUUACCUUCUAUGGAUUGGCAUACAACCAGUUACAGGGUGUAACUCUUCACUUUGUCGUGAUGAGUUUCGAUCGUUUCUCAAGAGAUGAGGUAAUUGGUGAGGUAGUGAUGCCCCUGUCUAACGUUGAUCUGAGUACCAGACCUGUCAAUCUAUGUCGAGAUAUCAAACCAAGAAAUACACGAAUCCCCAAGUCACAAGGCCGCGGUGAGUUGCUGACGUCAUUGUGCUAUCAACCGGCAGCUAACCGACUUACUGUGGUGGUCCUUAAGGCAAAGAAUCUACCCAAGAUGGAUGUCACUGGCCUCGCAGACCCAUACGUAAAGAUUUACGUGAUGUACCGCAACCAACGCCUAGCUAAGAAGAAGACCCGACUCAAGAAACGGACCCUAAAUCCCGUCUUCAACGAAUCCUUCCUCUUCGAUAUACCUAUGGAAGGAUUGGAGUACCUUAAGAUUGAAUUCCAGGUGCUGGAUCACGAUCGGGUGACGAAGAACGAAAUUAUCGGCCGAUUAGUAAUUGGACGAGAUGAGGAUGGAGAGGCCGAAUCACAGCACUGGAAAGAGAUCAUGCAGAAUCCAAGGAAACAAAUCGCAGAAUGGCAUAAGCUCACCGAAUAAAAUUACGUCCAAACAAGCACAUAUUAUGUUUCAAAUAUCAAUUUCCGAUUCAAAAUUUUUUGAUCGAAAGUAAAGGAAUAAAUUGGUGAAAUAUAUCUACAUUAUUUUGUUACCAUGCCUGUAACAAGAUUAAUAUCAAUGUAAGGCACCCUCUUUAUAACUGACAGUUUGGCGACAUCUGCCUUUGUCUCAAUAUUUACGUCAGGCGGUGUUGAAUGCCGGGAAAUUCAAAUUCAAACGUGUCUACUAUAGUUUGAAAUGGUUCGCACCGUUAGUCAACGUCUGACUGUAAUGUGAACCAACCAAAGAGUUUAUUAAAAAAAGUCCAGUAAAAGCUUUCGUGACUUCAAUGAAGUCUCAAUUCUGUUUUAAGAUUAGCCCCUGGAUAGGCACUUUUUUUUUGCGUCUGAAAAAGUGAUUAAUCAAUUAUUCUAUGACUUCAGAAUCAGAUUAACUGAAUAACCUUGGUUGUCAUAGCAAUGAAUGUAAUAUUUCAAACAGUAUGUCCCAUAUAGGCCUACCCAUUUGAAUACAGUAUUUCUUAUCGUGACAUUCAUACGGGUGACUUGAUUUUCGUUGCGGUAAAUUUGUCAAGUUCAAAAACCCCUGGUCAAGCUGUUAUCACGCACCUUUCAUGUUCCUAUAUUUUGUGCGAUUCUAGCAAAAAUUACAACUUUUCUAGUCAAAACUGAAGCAAUUCUAUACAAAUGAACAUACUUUUUAUUAAAAUGAUAAACUAUUAACAUGAUUAAAAAGACUAUCACAUCCCACGGAUAGCAGGCCGUUGUUUCAAUCGAUAUUGCUGCAUUUCUAGUUAAACUUGCAACGAUGACACGACACUCAUGAGAUUAUAAUACUGGUCAUAUUCGCUUCGUACUAUAGUUUGUACCCUAUAAAUGAUUUUGAUCAACUAUCAUAACUUUAUAGGCAUAUACAUACGGGCACAUACGGCAGUAGAUGCUAGUCAAUUUAACGUGAACUACUUCUUAAACUACAAGUUUUCUGUGUCUAAAUUAGUUUUACUCUGUAAAUCAAUUUUAUGUACAUGUAGAAUUACUUACGACAUGAUUCAUGAAAAAUUACAUUCUCACCGCAUCGCAAGCAAUGUAUAUUGUAUGUUUGAUUUUGCCAGCGCCAUAAUGAGGCUGCAAUAAAUGCAAGGAAUGCUCCCCAGGGAAUGGAAAUUGUGCAUUUUUCGUGCGGGAAUGAAAUGAAUCCAAUGACCGGGGUAAUAAUAUGCUGUAACGCGCUUUGGGCCAUUCUGGGAAAAGCGCUUUAUAAAUAUUGGCUAUUAUUAUUAUUAUUAUUAAUGUCCACUAGCAAAAAUGAAUGAUCAACGUGGUUCUAUUUUAUUAUGAGACACGGGUGUAUAGUAAGAACUUAUUAUUUUCAUAAAUCCACUAUUUUUAUUAUAAGAAAAACAAAUAUCAUCAGCAUUACUUGUAGAAAUUUAUAUGGAACAGAGGAUACUGUUCAAAUAAGUGCGUACAUUCACUUUAUCUGUUUAUAACAAACACGAUAAAAAAGAGAGAGCACACUGGCUAUGUGAAUACAAUAUAUAUAGUUUUAGAUAUUGGUAACAUAAGCUUUGUUUAUUUUCAAUUAAACUAUAAAAAGGGGAAAAAAGUAAACUUCUUCACACAAAGUCUUGAAUAUAAUUAAAAUAAAUCGUUAUCAGAGAACACGCCAGUUCUUGGGAUUUUAAUCAUUUUGGGGACAGGAGUACUCCAUUACAUCGAAUUCGAUUAAUUAAACUAAAGUGAAAUUUUUGAGAGAAAUUGAUAUCAUAAUUCAUUUUGUAAUCGAUGUAAUAUGAAAUUCAUUGUAAAUAAUCAUAUUAUAUUUAUGAUAGGAGCGUUCUGAGAGUUUUACCAAAACUAAAUUAUGGCAGUGAAUGGAGGAAUAAAUGAAACGAUUCUAUACAGAAAAUAUAUAUUUGCAGUACUAAUAUGAACAGAUUUAUGAAAUUAGUGUAAGGAUAAUCAAAACAUAUUGACUUAUGAUACUGUAAAUUGUAAAGUUACGAUUUCAAAGAUACUUCGGCCUGAAUGAUUUUUAAAUGUGUAAAUUGGAAAUAUUUAAGCUCAUAAAUAUCUUAGAUGAUGAAAAUGUAAAAGUCCGUAUUAUUUUUAAGCUGUACAUUUCACAAUUACUUAUUUUGGAUAAUGUAAAUUGUAUCUUUAUUAUCGGUGUCUUUUUAUUCACUCUUUUUCCUUUUCCUCUUUCUCCUUGAUUUUUUCUCCCCCAUCUCAUCCUGAUAUUAAUUAUUCUAAUGUAUGUCAUUUUUCUUCCCCUCUCUCUCCUGAUUCUUUAUUUAGUUCUUUCUUUCGUUCUCUUCUUCUUCUUCUACUUCUUCUUCUUCUUCUUUUUAAUGUUAUUUUAUGGUCUAGUGGUUAACUCACUCGUAUACAAAAAAAAGCAUGUCUCCCUUUCUCAUUCUUACAACUAUCUCCAUCUCUUCAUUUCUUUCUUUCUUUCUCUUUUGUCAUGUAAUUGUUAUCAAUGAUCAUGUAAAAAUAUAGUAUUGUAACGGAAGGCAUAGAUUUUGUUUUCAUCUGGGUCACAAAAUAUGAUUCCUGGGUUACAAAAUAUGAUUCCAUACCUUACGAGAGGUUGUCGAUUUUAAGUAGAAAAAUAUGCGUACUCGUAAAUUUGAAGUUGCUAGAGUAAAAUCAAACUCUAUUUGCAACGUUUUCUUUUCAUUUUAUGAAAACAAUAUCUGAUGUACGAUUUGUUUUAUUCAAGAAAAGAUUAUUUUUAUAGGCAUUGGUAGUCAUUUUAUACGAAGCGAAAUUGUAGCUGCAUGGCAAUUAAUUGUUUAAUUGGAUCAAACGAUAGUUAUUUCUUCUUUUCACCUUUUUUUAAGUAUAGAGAACGGUUUUGUUUAAGUGAUUUAUAUUCAGAUUGAAAAGAUAAGAUUGAUAAUGGUUGCUAUAGGAUUAUUAGCGUACGGACAUGACGGAUGCGUACGAUAAGGAAUAGUACCUUUUCGAUUGAUGAAAAUAUACAUUAUUUUACAAGUGUUCUCUUGAAGCUUAUUCCAAUGUUUCACCUGGUAAAGAAUAAUUUUAUUUCCUUUUUUUUCGGGGAUCCGUAUUUUUAAGCUUAUUUGAUUAUACCUUUAUUGAGAUUAUAUUGAUCGACAGUUUUUAAAUAAAAAGGUAAACCAAAUUAUUGUGUUUAUAGGUAUCAGGAUGUACAUAUACUUUGUGGAUGAUAUUCAUAUUGAGCUUAGGAAAUAAAAGGUUUAUAGUCGCGAGAUUCAAUGAAAUUUGGUCUAAUUCCCAGAUCGUCUCACACCACUUUGGCUAACCCUAUUUUGUCUAUAAUCAGUUUGGUCUAAUUACCGUUUGGUCCAAUCAUCAUUUGACCAAACAUCUUUUUCUAAAUGACCCCAUCGCAUCUUGAUUUCUCCAAUUUCGUCUAAUGUCAAUGAUGUUUAUCAGAAGUUCCUCUUACUUAGAUGUAGACUAAGUGAUAUUAGACGAAAUGGAAUUAGACAAAAUUGGCACACCGUAGCUGAACAAAAAUGACGAAACGCCAAGACUUAACAAUCGAUUAGAUUAAAUUAAUAUUAGACAAACUGGUUGUAGACGGAAUUGUAUAAGACCAUGCCGGAAUGGACAAAACAGGCAAACGACAACCGGGAUUUAGACCAAGUGGCAAUCAUGAAUUCACCAUUUUAAUCAUUAUACUCGUCUUAUAUUAGGCCUGUAUAUAGACCCUGCAUUCCUCCGCUUCUCUGUGCUUUGUAAAUAGCCAAAAACAUUCAGAAUUUAUGUGUUACAUGCUUGUAUAUUUAGCUUCUUUAAAGAGACUGAUAUCAUGUGAAAAAAGGAGAGGGGUAUACAAAGAAAAUAAAUUAUGGAAAAGCGAAAGAAAAAUAUAUGUAUAUAACGACAAGAGUAUGUAAUCCUAUUUCGUGCUGUUGUGUUGACAAACGUCCUGUGUAGUAUAGGGCCCACCCGAUUUUAACAAGUACUGUGAUAAAAUAAAAGAUAUUUUAUGAUUAUAGUUA
Molecule: messenger RNA, 5294 nt
Organism: Lytechinus pictus (painted urchin)
Lineage: Eukaryota; Metazoa; Echinodermata; Echinoidea; Temnopleuroida; Toxopneustidae
Product: synaptotagmin-11-like
Exons: 7
Coding region: 38-1276 (412 amino acids)
Biological process (GO): regulation of dopamine secretion; vesicle fusion; cellular response to calcium ion
Cellular component (GO): synapse; exocytic vesicle; axon
Molecular function (GO): SNARE binding; calcium ion binding; calcium-dependent phospholipid binding
Source: RefSeq, a predicted model, not a curated record